AUGAACAAGCGCCGUAGAACAUCUUCAGUUGCAAGUCGAGGCACAGAAGAUGAUGGUGAUGACAUACCGCCUGAGCCGACAAAGAGACGGAAAAAAUUAGAUCCUAGCGAUUUGUGCCAACAAUUAUAUGACGUACUACGUAAUCAAAAAAAAGAAGAUGGAACAUUAUUAUGUGAUGCAUUUAUACGUGUGCCUAAACGUAGACAAGAACCAGGUUAUUAUGAAGUUGUAACAAAUCCUAUAGACCUAUUAAAGGUUCAACAGAAACUAAAAACAGAUGAAUAUAGGGACAUGGAUGAUUUGGCAGCUGAUAUUCAACUUAUGGUUAAUAAUGCGAAAGCCUUUUAUAUGCGUACGUCUCCUGAAUACAAAGAUGCUACUGAACUCUGGGAAUUAUGUGUAAAUACAAAAAAUCGUAUUAUGGAAGAGUAUGAAGAGUCAGAGCCUAAAGGGAAACUUAUUUUAAAAGUUGGACGACUGGCUAGAAAAGCUACGAUAAAGCAAGAAGACGCAGAAGAUACGUCUGAGAGUUCUACGAAUCCCGACGAGGAGACGAUCCAACAAUUUGAAGAUCUAUUUGCGGCAGUUAUGAUGGCUACGGAUCCAUCUGACAAUAAUAGGCCAUUGCAUACUAUGUUUCAACUUAAACCUUCGAAAAAAUUAUAUCCAGAGUAUUACGAUGUAAUUGAAACACCGGUGGACUUGAAGACAGUCGCAAGGAAGAUACAAGAAGGAAUUUACAGUUGCACCGCCGACAUGGAGAAGGAUUUGAUGUUGAUGUGUCGUAACGCUUGCCAGUUUAACGAGCCUGGCUCUCAAAUCUACAAAGAUGCGAAACUAUUGAAAAAGAUCAUUACCGCGGCGGCGAGAAAACAGGAUAUCGGAUUCAGCAGCUCUGUCCCAAAAAUCGCGACGACCGCGCCGUCGACUCGAAGUAAAAGAGGAAGCCGUACUAUGGCGCAAUCGUUAAUAGCUCAAACAGCAGCUUUGCGGGACGAAGAUGAAGAGAGCGACGAUGAAGAGGAAGAAGCUGCGGAGACCGAAGAAGCUGACAAUCCACAGUGGCAAUUGUUUCAGACUAUCAGAACUGCGCCUAACAAUCAAGGAGUUAGAAUGAGUGAAUAUUUUUGGAAACUACCAUCGAAGAGGUUGUACCCUGACUAUUACAAAAUGAUCAAGAAUCCGAUUUCUUUACUACAAAUUCGUACAAAAAUAAAGAAAGGUGAAUACGGUACUGUCAGCGAAGUGGCUGGCGAUAUGAACAUCAUGUUUGAAAAUGCCAAGAAGUAUAAUAUUCAUACUUCUAGACUAUAUAAGUGCGCUGUAAAGCUACAAAAAAUUAUGCAGGAGAAAGUCCAAGAGCUGCUAGAAUUCGAUCAGGAUUCGGACUCUGACAGUGAAUUUGAAAAUAGUUCCCAUCAACCGAAACUGAUUAAGCGCGCUUCGAAUUUGUUAACGCGUGGCAAAUACAAGGAUAAUAUACCAUUGAAGAAACGGUUAUACACGCUAGUUAAAUGCGUCAUAGAAUACGUUUGCGAAGAUGGCCGGCAGCCAAUGUUAAUGUUCAUGGAAAAACCGUCGAAGAAAUUAUAUCCCGAUUAUUAUCAAGUGAUAGCAGAGCCGAUCGACAUGUUACAAAUCGAAGCUAAUAUCAAGGCAGAAAAGUAUCAGAGCGAAAACGAGUUGAUACAAGAUUUUAAGUUAAUGUUUAAUAAUUGUCGCCAAUAUAAUGAAGAAGGUUCUUUAAUAUACGAAGACGCGAAUACCCUUGAAAGAGUUUUAAUGGAUAAGGUAAAAGAGUUGGGUCCUUUGGAUGGGCCAAGAGGAACAAAAUCAAGUGGAUCUACACCCACUAGAAAUAUUGGGAGACUUAAAAGAGUUGUGCCAUUGCAUCUACAAAAAUUGAAAACUAUGUACGACACCAUAAAAGAUUACCACGACGCUAAGGGAAGGCAGUUGUCGUUAAUUUUUAUGAAAUUACCAAAUAAAAAUGAAUACCCCGAUUAUUACGAGGUAAUUAAACAACCGAUGAACAUGGAGAAAAUAGCUUCCGCUUUAAAGAAUAAUGGAUACGAGAAUUUGGAUGAACUCGUGUCAGACUUCAUAUUGAUGUUCGACAAUGCCUGCAAGUACAAUGAACCCGACUCGCAAAUAUACAAGGAUGCUUUAAUCCUUCAAAGAUUGGUUCUUCAAACCAAGUUACAAUUGAGUGAAGACGAGGAAAGUGUGCCUGACGUGGCAGCUGCGGUUCAAGAAAUAUUGGCUACCAUCUUCACUGCUCUUUAUAAUCAUCAAGAUGAGGAAGGAAGGUGUUACUCAGAUUCUAUGGCAGAACUUCCAGAACAUGAUAUUGUUGAUGGCAAGAAGGUACGAGGACUGUCGUUAGAUUUAAUUAAGAGGAGGCUGGACCGAGGAGUGUACAAGCGGUUAGAUCGGUUUCAAGAAGAUGUGUUUACGUGUUUAGAAAGGGCUAGAAGACUAUCGCGUACAGAUUCACAGCCUUUUGAGGACAGCGUAGAGCUUCAAGCAUUUUUUUUACGUACUCGCGAUGAUGUAACUCGUAGCGGAGAUCUUUUGCAUUCACCAGCCCUUAACUAUACCCUUCUCGAUCUUUCAACGCAAGUUGCAGAAUUAAAACGCAUCAAGCAGCAGCAAGAAUUGUCAUUGCCUAAUGAAGACGAAAGUUGUGACGGAAAUGAAACGAAAGAUUCUGAAACGAACACAAACACGGAAGGAAUUAAUAGUGAUAGCGGCGCGUCCAUGAGUUUUAAUCAAGAAGUUUAUAGAGCUGGUGAUUUCGCGUACAUAGAGCCCACGGAAAGAGGCAUGGAGUACAGCGUCGUUCUCAUAGAACGUCUCUGGACAAACGGGGAGGGUCAACAAAUGUUAUAUGGCAACUUAUUUUAUAGACCGAGCGAGACUUAUCACGUAGCGUCUAGAAAAUUUCUUGAUAAAGAAUUAUUUAAGAGCGACGCUCACGUAGCCGUACCUUUGGCCAAAGUAGCUGGAAGAUGUUGUGUGUUAAGUGUUAAGGAUUAUUUUCGAAUGCAACCUGAAGGUUUUUUGGAGAAGGAUGUGUACGUGUGUGAAUCGCGAUAUUCUACGAAAGCGAGGGCUUUUAAGAAGAUUAAAGUAUGGAAUUUUGAUCCGGAUCAUUUAAAAUUAAUUCCAAGAGAGAAACCGUUGGAGCCAAAACGAGUGAUAUCGGUUUACAAGGAGAGGCUGGAAAAGCACAAAGAGGAAAUAGCCGAGUUGGAAGAAGGAGAAAAAUUGAUGGAGAAGGAAAGACCUAAUGUUAUAUUGUACAAUUCAGAAGACACAGAAAAUACUUACUACGAACAAUACAAUACGUGCGCGGGCCCGAUAAAAACUGGCGAUUUUGUUUAUGUAGCAACGGAUGGAGGUAGACAACAAAUUGCGCAGGUCGAUGCUGUUUGGUCGACAAAAGAUGGAAAAUGUUACUUCAAGGGUCCGUGGCUGUUAAUGCCCGCGGAAGUGCCACAUGCUCCUACAAAAUUAUUUUACAAACAAGAACUUUUUUUGUCUACGGUCGAUGGUACUCACCCUAUCGUGGCCGUCGUUGGGAAAUCUGCUGUGCUGGAUUACGGAGAGUACAUUUGCAGUCGACCAACGGAAAUCCCGGAAGACGAUGUAUAUAUUUGCGAAUCGUUGUAUGACGAAAGUAAAAGCCUGAUGAAGAAACUCGGGCAAGAGGGUCUGAAGAAAUUUCACCACAGUUCAGCAGUGACCGAGGAUGAGAUUUACUUCUUCCGGAGGCCCAUCAACCCAGCCAAGGUACCGGGCGACGUGGCUCAAACGCAAAAUCAAGUCAAGUCUGUUACCUCUAGCUCGACUCAAUUCGAAAUGGAAGCAUCACCAUUGUUACCGAAGCUGGAAGCCGAUGUGCUAGGCAUGGGAGUAGGAUUAGGCGUGGGAGUAGGAGUAGGAGUUGGGGAGGACAGCAUGGACGCCGGUGGUCCACCGUCCGUUGGAUCUGCAGAAGCUCAACCGGUGCUCUCCAAUACUCAGACACCCGUGUCGACCAAAAAGAAAACGGCGGGUAAGAAAUUAGUUACGGGCUAUAUUUUAUAUUCGAGUAAAAUGCGAACGCAGAUUACGCAAAACAAUCCUGAAUCGUCCUUUGGGGAGAUUAGCAGAAUUGUUGGCAACGAGUGGAGGAAAUUGCCGGCGGGGGAGAAACAAGCUUGGGAAGAAAGGGCAAUUAAAAUGAAUGAGGAUGGCGGCCAACUUAAAGGAAACAACGUCUCGGUAACGACUAACGCUUUGCAAGAUGUAGUUUACGAAUGUUGCUGGGACAAUUGCGAUUGGCAAUUCGAGGAUAUGACCGAUUGUAUCGACCACUGCAUCGCCGAACAAAACGGACACGUUCAGUCGUCGUUUGUUAAUGCCGCGAAUGAUGUCGAGUUUCAAUGUCAAUGGCGAGGUUGCGGUCGUACGAAAAAAUCUGUCCCUCCGUUCCCGAGCGUGCAGAGACUCGCGAGGCACGUUAAGGAAGUGCAUAUUCUUAAGUCGAACGGACGUAUCAUACCUCCAUCGGAAAGAAGCAAGAACUAUAUGCCAUCGAAAGGGCCAACAGUAUUGCCACCAAUGGAAACCGAAACAUCAGCGGCCGCAACGCAAACGAGUAAUGUCCCUGUGGUUAAGCAACCAGAGCCUAUGUUUGUUGCUGUUCCUCCAAGACCAAGUCGCGUACUGCACUCAGAUGCCUAUUUACGAUAUAUUGAAGCAUUGAACGUAGAAAAUCGAUACAUAUCAAACUGGGAUAAACAGAUGAAUGCUACACCCGAGAACACGCAAAUUCCUGAUGUAACGAAAUUGCCUGCGGAAUGGUUGGGCAACGGUGUGGGUAACCAUGGGAACGUGGUGAACGCCUUAUGGACGCUCAGGAACAUGAUGAUGCGAGAUGUGUUAGCCAUCAAUAAAACUUUAUAGUUUAUAACUCGUUAAGAGAGAUCUAUUAAUCUUUAAUAUUCGAUGCUACCUUUAAAAAAGAAACUGCAAUUUUCAGGUCCGUCGAUGCUAGAUGAAAGACUGAAGACUUGUCAUUUCGAACGAGCGUAUUUAUAUUUCUACAUCCUUCUUUUUCGUCUCAUUUCACUUAAAAUGUAUAACUUAAUCAUAAUGACCAUUCAUUUAGCGACAUUUCUCGAAUUUAUAAUUAAAGUUAACUAGAAAAUCGAAUUUUACAUUACGAAAUUCAUAGAUCUGCAAUGUAUAUUUAUUUCGAUUAUAAUUUAGCAGAUUAUAAGGAAAGUUAAUUUCAAUUUCUUAUUAUCUUGGUAAAUAAAAGAAAAUGGAAGAGGUGCUGCGAGCAUUAUUUUCGAUAUAUAUCAUCUAUGGAUCUGUUAGGAGUAGGAGAAACGGAAACGUUGCGCUGUAAGAAUGGCCACUUUGUAAAUACUUCGCUAAUUCUUCAUUUUAACUUUCAUAAAAAGAAAGAAUUUUGUAUUUUGUGUGUCGCGCAUCAAUGAAAGUGUGACUUGAGAAUUUCUUGUAUUGAUAUUGUAAAAUGGAACUGUAUUGUACAUACAAAAAAGUAAUGCACACUUUAGAAAUGAGCCCGACAUAGAUAAUAACUAAAUACUAUCUAUUGUAAUUAUGAAUGUUAAUUUCAUGACAACAGCAAUCGUAAAUUUUUAAUGUAAUAUUUUCACUUACUUUUUUAAAGGAUCUUUGAUAUAAAAAAAAAUAACUAUUCGAUAAUCUGUUAUUCGCUAUCUUUUAUAUGAUAUUAUUUCGGUCGUUUCAACGAGGUAGUAUUAUUCAAAUUGUACAUAAUUAGAAAUGAUAGUAAUUUUCUAAAGUAUAACAAUUACAGAAACAUUUGACAUUGUUACUGUUACUUCCUAAAGAUUACAGAAAAACAUGGUCGAUACAACACUUAUCUGAUCUUUCUUACUGUAUUACUUAUGAAUAAAAAGGACAUUUCUUUAUAACAAGAAA
Ceratina calcarata is the source of this 5964-nucleotide messenger RNA. It is a transcript of the gene polybromo, whose product is annotated as protein polybromo. Gene Ontology annotation, cellular component: SWI/SNF complex; RSC-type complex. Bases 1 to 4953 code for a protein of 1650 amino acids. NCBI's taxonomy places the organism in Eukaryota, Metazoa, Arthropoda, Insecta, Hymenoptera, Apidae. Gene Ontology annotation, molecular function: protein binding; chromatin binding. Gene Ontology annotation, biological process: chromatin remodeling; transcription elongation by RNA polymerase II. The record is from RefSeq and is a predicted model, not a curated record. The transcript has 26 exons.